CUAUCGUGGAUCCUCUGGGGAGCCUCAACAACAUCAUGAUGCUGACGAGGCAGAGAAGAGUCUCUCCAGAUCAGAACAUGUCAAGAAACACCAGCGGAGAUCCACAGGGAAGAAAUCUCACUGCUGCUCUGACUGUGGGAAGAGAUUCACCUCCUCAGCAGGCAUUAUAAUUCAUCAGAGAAUCCACACAGGAGAGAAACCUUUUAGCUGUGAUGAAUGUGGGAAGAGUUUUACUAAGUCUUGCAAUCUGACACGACACCAGAGAACACACACAGGAGAGAAAUCUUAUACCUGUUAUCAAUGUGGGAAGAGUUUUGUUUCAUCUGGCCUUCUGACUGUACAUCAGAGAAUACACACAGGAGAGAAACCUUAUAGCUGUGAUCAAUGUGGGAAGAGUUUUACUCAGCUAAGCAACAUGAUAACACACCAGAGAACACACACAGGCGAGAAACCAUACAGCUGUGAUCAAUGUGGGAAGAGUUUUACUCAGCUAAGCAACAUGAUAACACACCAGAGAACACACGCAGGCGAGAAAUCUUAUAGCUGUACUCAAUGUGGGAAGAGUUUUAGCCAAUCAACCAGCCUGAUAUCACACCAGAGAACACACACAGGCGAGAAACCUUAUAGCUGUACUCAAUGUGGGAAGAGUUUUAGCCAUUCAACCAGCCUGAUAUCACACCAGAGAAUACACACAGGAGAGAAACCUUAUAGCUGUACUCAAUGUGGGAAGAGUUUUAGCCAUUCAACUAGCCUGACACGACACCAGAGAACACACACAGGAGAGAAAUCUUAUAUUUGUGAUCAAUGUGGGAAGAGUUUUACUCAGCUAAGCAACAUGAUAAAACACCAGAGAACACACACAGGCGAGAAACCGUACAGCUGUGACCAAUGUGGGAAGAGUUUUACUCAGCUAAGCAACAUGAUAACACACCAGAGAACACACACAGGCGAGAAAUCUUAUAGCUGUACUCAAUGUGGGAAGAGUUUUAGCCAUUCAACCAGCCUGAAAUCACACCAGAGAACACACACAGGAGAGAAACCUUAUAGCUGUACUCAAUGUGGGAAGAGUUUUAGCCGUUCAACCAGCCUGAUAUCACACCAGAAAACACACACAGGGGAGAAAUCUUAUACCUUUGAUGAAUGUGGGAAAAUUUUGUCUACUUCUAGCAAUCUGACUCUACACCAGAGAACACACACAGGAGAGAAACUCUUUAGCUGUGAUCAAUGUGGGAAGAGUUUUGUUCCAUCUGGCGAUCUGACAGUACACCAGGAAACACACACAGGAGAGAAGUCUUUUAGCUGUAAUCAAUGUGGGAAGUGUUUUGUUUCAUCUACUGGUCUGACAAUACACCAGAGAACACACACAGGAGAGGAACAUUUUAGCUGUGACCAGAGAUAAUCUGAUUAAAGAUAUCUGAUCAAAUAUUUGAAAAUACAUACAUGAAGGAGUUGAUUCAUGAUAUCAAUGAAUUAAUGUCACAAUGUAGAAUGUUAACACUUUGUAGUAGGAAUAUUUGAAUAAUGUCACAAUGGAGAAGCCUAAAUGUUUGCCCCCUUAUCAAUUGAUUUUAGCAUGAUAUGGAUAUCAGCCUCAGGGGAAAAAUCCAGGCUCUGAAAUGGAAGAAUACUAUGU
Messenger RNA from Salvelinus sp. IW2-2015, 1633 nucleotides. Lineage: Eukaryota; Metazoa; Chordata; Actinopteri; Salmoniformes; Salmonidae. The record is from RefSeq and is a predicted model, not a curated record.